UAUGAAAUCUAAAUGCGAUUCGGAAUCAAAUUGUUAAUAAAAUAGAUUGAACUUAAUCUCAUUAGAAAUUAAAUAAAAUUUCUUAUUUCCAUAUAUUUAUGAAACAGAUGCAGAAAUAGAUUUCACUAAUACAUAUGUUGUCUUUCCUCCAAACUUAUAUCUCUAAUUAAUAAAAUAAUUUUUAUGUUAAGGACUUUUCUGUCCUUAAAGAAAUGAUAUAGAUGGAUUAACAUGUUAUGAUAAUGAUUAUAAUAAUAUAGAUAAGUUUUAUGAAAAGUUUCCUAAGAUAAGCUUUUUAUUUAAUGAAAGUUCAGACUUUAUUUGGUAUCCAUAAGAUUAUUUAGUUACACAUGAUAAUAAGACUUAUUGUUUUCCUGUAAAAAGAGGAAGUAAUUUUAUUUAUCAUUUUAAAAAGUUGGACAAACUAUCCUAGGCUAACCAUUUAUGAGAAAUAAAGAGUUUAUUUUUGGAAAAGAGAAACUAAUUGUCAAUUAUUAAAAUUGUUCUUUAGAAACUAGUCUUGAUGCUCCUACGAUAUCGAUAUCGAAAUCGUUGAUAACAAAGAAGGAAAUCCCAAAAUAUCUUACAGGAAUGUUAUUGUUCAUCUCUACAUUCAUCAUUUAUUACAUUUUAUUUAAGAUUAAUUAAAGGAAAACAAAUUAAUAAUUGAUUAAUCCACAUAUUCAAUGAUUAUUUUAUUAUUUUCUAUUGCAAGUUCUUAAUUAAUAUUUGAUCUCAAAAAAACUCAAUCUCAGGCAGAGUAUUAUAUUGAGUUAGAAAUUGGUACUCCAUAAAUUCAAUAUUAACUCAUUGUCGACACAGGUGCUCCUUUAACUUCAUUAAUGUGCAAUAAUGUAAUAAUUUUAAUUUAAAUAUAGAUAUCAAUGACUUUGAAAAAAUGUGAUGAAGUAAAAGACUUAUAAUGUCAAAAUUUAUUGACUACUUAUGAUGGAGAAUCGACUAGAACAAUUUAUGCAUAAGAUAUAAUUAAGAUUGGAGAAAAUAAUAUUAAAUUUGAUUUUUAAUGCAUUUUAGAUAGUGGAUCUUAAAUUUUAGGAAUGGGAAAUUAAAACAAAUUUAUUGAUGUCUUAUAUAAUGAAUUUUAAUUUAAAAGUGAACAUAAGAUAUUUUCAAUAUUAUUAACAAAUGAAAAUGGCAAACUAACAAUUGGUCAAGAUUAUCCAAACUAUGAUGAAAUUACUAUACCUUUUGAUAAGCAGUCUGAAUAUUAUUAAGUAGAUUUAGCAACUGUCACAGUAAAUUUAUCAAUAAUUAUAGGAUGAUGAAAACAAUGUAGUUUUUUAACCAAAUUAAUCUGAAAACUAUGAGAUUAUUGUAGAUACAGGAAGCACAUUAAUUAAUAUGGAUUCAGAAACACUAUAAUCUUUUCAAAAAUCAUUUGCUAAAUGUUAAUAAGAUAUUAGAGGUUGUCCUUAAGAACUUAACUAUUAUGGAUUUUAAUGUUAUUAUUAUGAUAGAAUUCGUUAUGGGUAUAUUUCCAAUUUUUAUGAAACAUUUCCUGAGUUUAGUUUCAAUUUUUAAAAUGGAUAUCAAUAUAAAUUGAAUGCAAAAGAUUAUUUACUUAAUCUUUAAUAAGAUUAAUAUUGUUUACCUUUUAAUGAUUAUACAAGGAAUUAUGAACCUAAAUUUAAAAAAACUAUUUUGUUAGGCCAACCUUUUAUGAAAAAUAAAGAAUUCUAUUUUGAUUUGACUGAUUCUAAAAUUUUCAUUAAAAAUCCAGAAGCAAAAUAAAAUACCUUAUAAAUUAGAAAUUUAUCAGAUAUAGUAUAGAACUACUAUAUAUAUGUUGAAAUAGGCUUGCUUAUUGGGAUUUGUUUAUUCUACAGAAAGUAUUCAGUUCAGAUUAGAGGAAUGUUAAGACCUGCAAGAACAAACUAAGGACUUAAUCCUUAUGCUUGA
Paramecium pentaurelia is the source of this 1920-nucleotide messenger RNA. The record is from the annotation of a GenBank genome assembly. Lineage: Eukaryota; Ciliophora; Oligohymenophorea; Peniculida; Parameciidae.